UUAAAUGGAAUAAAUUAUGGAUUUUAAUAAGUUCGAUCUUUAAGAACAACCAACUGAAAAUGUUUCGUAGUCGCAGCUGGUUUGGAGGUGGACUUUGGAAGCCAAAAAAUCCCCAUUCUUUGGAACAUCUUAAAUAUCUGUACAAUGUUUUGUCAAAAAAUCAAACAGUUUCAGAGAAUAACAGAGGUUUAUUGGUUGAAACUUUAAGAUCUAUUGCAGAAAUAUUAAUUUGGGGUGACCAAAAUGACAGCAGUGUUUUUGACUUUUUUCUUGAGAAAAAUAUGUUAUCCUUUUUUUUAAGAAUAAUGAAACAAAAAUGUGGAAGUUAUGUAUGUGUUCAAUUACUUCAAACGCUUAAUAUCUUAUUUGAAAAUAUUCGUAAUGAAACCUCAUUAUACUAUCUAUUAAGUAAUAAUCAUGUGAAUAGUAUAAUAGUGCACAAAUUUGAUUUUAGUGAUGAAGAAGUCAUGGCUUACUAUAUAAGUUUUUUAAAAACAUUAAGUUUGAAGCUGAAUGCUCAUACAAUUCAUUUUUUCUAUAAUGAGGUAAACGAGCAUACAAAUGAUUUCCCUCUCUACACUGAGGCAAUUAAAUUUUUUAAUCAUUCUGAGGGCAUGGUUCGUAUUGCUGUAAGAACACUAACAUUAAAUGUUUAUCGUGUAGAAGAUGCAUCUAUGCUCACAUUUAUUCGAGACAGAACUGCUGCUCCAUAUUUCAGUAAUCUAGUUUGGUUUAUUGGAAAUCAUAUUAUUGAACUAGAUAUAUGUGUUAGAAAUGAUGCAGAUCAUCAAAGUCAAAAUAGAUUAUCAGACUUGGUAGCAGAACAUUUGGAUCAUUUACAUUAUUUAAAUGAUAUUCUUUGCCUGAAUAUAGAAGAUUUAAAUAAAGUUUUAUCAGAACAUUUAUUGCACAAACUUUUAGUUCCUUUAUAUGUGUAUUCAUUGACAAGAAGAAAAGAUUUAUUGUGCCAGAAUCAAGAAGAACGCAAAUAUGUUAGCACAGUAGUAGCUCUUUUCCUACUAUCUCAAGUAUUUUUAAUUGUUCCUCAUGGUCCAUUAGUCAGAACUCUCGCAGCAGUGAUUCUAAAAUCAAAUAUAGACAUUAUUAAAAAUGGUGCUAGUCAAGUUUUAAAACAAUAUGAAGAUAUAAUUUCAAAUACAACCGUUGCUUUUUCACCACCUAAAGAAAGCUUAGAUAAGUCACUAGAAAAUUUAAAUGAAUCAUCAAAAUUAGAAAAUGUUGCAGAGAAAACUGUAGAUAAAGACAAAAAAAAUUGGUAUAGUAUGGAAAAAGAUAAAUCAAUUAAAUCAAGUACAUAUAUAACUGAAUCUAAUUCUGUAAAAACUGAAUUUGACAAAGUUGAUGUUGCAAAUGAAACAAUAGAAGAAAUUAAAUAUUUAAGUGUGACUGAUGAAGAAAAAGAACAGAGAUUAGCUCUUGAAAAUCCUCUAACUUCAGAAGCAACAGGAAAUACAAUAGAACAAGAUUCUUUAUCAAACAAACCUUUUCUUGAAACUAUUUUAAAUUCAUUGUAUUGCACAGAAAAUGAUUAUGCUGCUCUAUUUGCUUUAUGUCUUUUAUAUGCUCUAGCCAAUAAUCAGGGUAUCGAUCCAGAAACUAUGGAUCUAGUUUUAGCUCCUUUAAAAGUUUCUAUAAAAAAUCUUUACAACGAAACUUUGAUCAACCGAAUCAUCCAUAUUAUAACAUUGAGUUGUCAAAUUAAUGCAAAAGUACGACUUGUCACAUUGGAAUUAGCAACAAAAUUACUAAUACAAUUAGUGAUUUCCGAAAAUGAAGUGUUGUUACAAGAUUACCAUUUAGCAGCAGUAGAAGCAGCAAAGGAACAGAGUACUACACUUCUUCGAAAUUUUUAUAAGGGUGAAGAUAUUUUUUUGGAUAUGUUUGAAGAUGAAUAUAGUGAAAUACAAAAGAAGCCAUUAAAAGUAGAAUGGCUUAUGAUGGAUAGCAAUAUUUUACUGCCUCCUACUGGAACACCAAUGACAGGCAUUGAAUUCAGUAAAAGGCUUCCUUGUGGAGAAGUUGAAAGAGCUCGCCGGGCUAUUAGAGUAUUCUUUUUUAUACGAGAGCUAUCUCUAACAUUGAAUAACGAAAUCGAAACUCAGUUACCUUUAACAAAUCCCAGUAGUUGUGUUCAAGUUAAUAAUGUUCUUGAUUUAAAUAAUAGUGACCUUAUUGCAUGUAGAGUUGUAUGGAAAGAUGGGCAAAAAAUAAAAAGGUUUUUAGUUAUUGACUGUAUACAAUUAAUUCUCGUCGAACCGGAUACACGAAAACUUGGCUGGGGAGUAGCGAAAUUUGUUGGUUUUCUGCAAGACAUCGAAGUUGCCGGUGAUAAAGAUGAUUCUCGGUGUCUACAUUUAACUAUUCAUAAACCAUUGAGCUGUAGCACAAGUAAUAGAAUACCUUUACUUUCUGCAAAAUUUAUAUUUGAAGAUCAUAUUCGUUGUAUGGCAGCAAAACAAAGAUUAACAAAAGGAAGAAUAAAAGCAAGACAAAAAAAGAUGAAUCAAAUAGCUAGAUUGCUUGAUAUUCCGACAGCUACUCCUCACUGCUCAACACCUCCAAAUUAUGCUUUAAUGGGAUUCCGUAAUGACCGUAUGGUCGGUCGAGGUCAAAGACCGAAAGAUCAGCAGCGGAUGUUCACUGUGAAUAAGGUACCGGGCUUCGCUGCCCAGAUGCGCCGUGAUAGCCUUAUCAAAUCGGGCACUAAGCGCCUAGAAGGUAGCCCGAGCGUUAAAUGCCAAGAGGCUAGCAUUAGGAUACGCGACAGCUCGCCAAAGAUGCCACGACCGAGAAGCGAGGAGAUACCCCUUGAGGACAUGCGAUUGCGCAAAAGCUCUUUAACCACGACGCCCGUAUGCGUGGCUGAACACGUAGAGGUUGGUACCCUGGCAGCUUCGUCGCCCGAGGAGCCCGAGAUCCUAAUAAGAAAAUACUCCGAGGAGACAUCCUUCACCGAGAGACAGAACAACGAGACUCGAGUGUCACGUCGAAAGGGCAAGGUGGAAACUGUAUAAUUAACGUAAAUCUGUAUUAUAAUCAUGGUCAAAGCAUACGCUGUGGCUCUAUUAAUGAAACGUCUGGCUACCAAAUGCGUUGAACGCUUUUUUAUACGUCCCCACUGAGCUUGAAUACAUAAAAUUACAGAAUGAAUAUUAAAAAUGCAAAUAAAAUGUAUUGUAUUAGCAAGAUUAUGGUCAUAUCUGGAAAAAUAUGCGUUUGCAUAUUUUAUUUGCUUCUAUUAU
Molecule: messenger RNA, 3263 nt
Organism: Ceratosolen solmsi marchali
Lineage: Eukaryota; Metazoa; Arthropoda; Insecta; Hymenoptera; Agaonidae
Gene: ema
Product: C-type lectin domain containing ema
Exons: 15
Coding region: 60-3035 (991 amino acids)
Biological process (GO): endosomal transport; regulation of autophagosome maturation; vacuolar transport
Cellular component (GO): Golgi apparatus; late endosome
Source: RefSeq, a predicted model, not a curated record